GAACGUUUACACUUCAAAUUUGGGACACUGCUGGACAAGAACGAUUCAAAAGUUUGCGCACACCAUUUUAUCGAGGCUCAGACAUUUGUUUGCUUGUAUUUGCUGUUAAUGAUAAACAGAGCCUUGAGAAUCUUGUACAAUGGAAGAAAGAAUUUCUUUAUUAUGCUGACGUAAAGGACCCAGAGAACUUCCCUUUCCUUGUGCUUGGCAAUAAAGUUGACAUGGAGGAAGAGAGAGUAGUGCACGAGGAUGAUGCCAAGUCAUGGUGUCAAAUGAAUGGUCAACUACCUUACUUUGAAACAAGUGCCAAAGACAAUACCAACGUUGACUUAGCUUUUAGCUCCUCUGUGAAAAGACAUUUUGAAUUAGAGCAAAAGUUGGAUAGACAAAUGAAGAAUCUUGCUCCUGGAGGGGUGAAUCUUUCCAACCAUGAGAAAAAUAAGAAAACUUCAUUGUGCUGUUGAUGUAGGAUGCGAUCAG
Paramuricea clavata is the source of this 480-nucleotide messenger RNA. The record is from the annotation of a GenBank genome assembly. Lineage: Eukaryota; Metazoa; Cnidaria; Anthozoa; Malacalcyonacea; Plexauridae.